AUUGACUGCUGGCCUGAGACUUAAUGUUAAUUGCCCUCAGGGACCACUCUCUUAAUUUUCUUAAUGUGAUUCUAAUUACACCAGUUUUCGAAUUACUUUAAUCAUUUUUUUCUGAAGAUAUCGGUGCAAAGAACCAUAACAACCACAAUAUAUUAAAUUACCAUCCUCCAUAAACGUCUUUUGGGAAAAACGUGAAAAUUAUUUUUAAAAGCUGUGCUCCUCAAAACGUUUAUAUAUUGAAAAACAGAGUUAAUAAAAAGUAUAUCUAAAAAACAACAUUGGUAAACUUGAAAAGGUGGCCGUAGUGAAAGAAAAAACUUGUUAAAAUGUUUCGCUUGGCUAUUUUCGCUGCAAUGUUAACGGUGGUGUUAUCUACAACGUAUUUGGGGCCCAAGACUUUGAUAUCGAAAAAUUACCCCAAUUAUCGCAUUGGCGAGAAAAAUGGAAAUCAUGUGUACAUCGUCAAUUCUGGCAACCCUGGAUAUAGGAUAGUGCAAGGUUUGAAUGGCAAGCCGGGAACUGUUAGUUUCCAAUCAUUGUCCGAUCCUAGUGCUUAUUUACGACAUCGUGGAUUUCUUGCAUACGUGGACAAGAAUGAUAAUACUCAACUCUUCAAAGACGAUGCUUCAUUUGUUAUUAUCAUGAACAAAUACUUUAAUGGAUACGCAGCGUUUCAAUCUUCCAACUAUCCAAAUAGAUACUUACGUCAUCAAGGAUAUCGUAUCAAGCUUCAUACUGAUGACGGGUCAGUUCUUUUCAAGAACGACGCAAGUUUCAAAAUAGAAACAAUGGCUGUGGCUACCACGCAUUUGGGGCCUAAAACAUUGACAUCAAAGAAUUAUCCAAAUUAUCGCAUCGGCGAGAAGAAUGGAAAUCAUGUGUACAUCAUUAAUUCUGGAAAUCCUGGCUAUAAGAUAGUACAAGGUUUGAAUGGCAAGCCGGGAACUGUUAGUUUCCAAUCAUUGUCCGAUCCUAGUGCCUAUUUACGACAUCGUGGAUUUCUUGCAUACGUGGACAAGAAUGAUAAUUCUCAACUCUUCAAAGACGAUGCUUCAUUUGUUAUUAUCAUGAACAAAUACUUUAAUGGGUACGCAGCGUUUCAAUCUUCCAACUAUCCAAGUAGAUACUUACGUCAUCAAGGAUAUCGUAUAAAACUUCAUGAAGAUGAUGGUUCACUUCUUUUCAAGAACGAUGCCAGUUUUAAAAUAUCCAAAAUGCGUGUUGCUAUAAAGUACGAAGCAAAGGCGAUAAUACCAUACAAGUAUCCCGCCUUUGGCGUUGGAGUUUUUGGUGACUGGGGUCGCGUUUACGCCUUAAGAGGACAUAACCAUGGCUUUCGUAUUGUCAAAGGAAUCAACAGAAAACCUGGCACAAUAUCUUUCCAGUCUUUAACAGCCCCUUCUUCAUACUUACAACACAAAGGAAGUUCUGUGUAUGUGCGCCAAAGAUCUCGAAGUCGAUACUACGUCAACAGUGCGUCGUUUUACCUCAUCAAAGACAAAUUCUUCAAAGGUUUUGCAGUUUUCGAAUCAAGUACGCGCCCCGGUUAUUAUCUUCAACUUCGUGGUCGUCGCAUGAUGUUUCGUAAAUAUAACGGAAGUCGCGGUGCUAGGGAGCAAUCCAGCUUUCGUUUCUCUACUAGUUUUAAUUAAACUCUGAUGGUUUGAUACGCAAGUUUUUUAUUACGGAAUUUUGUGGCGUGGUUUGGUAAUGAAACCUUACCAAUUUAGAUUGUAAAUUUGUUUUUGUAGUUUCUUUCAAUAUAAAUGGCAAAUACAGUGUUCAUUUUCGAUAUGAAAUAAAUUGGAAUUGAGAUUA
Messenger RNA from Hydractinia symbiolongicarpus, 1818 nucleotides. RefSeq lists its product as uncharacterized. Gene Ontology annotation, molecular function: alpha-L-arabinofuranosidase activity. The record is from RefSeq and is a predicted model, not a curated record. Gene Ontology annotation, biological process: L-arabinose metabolic process. Bases 327 to 1652 code for a protein of 441 amino acids. Lineage: Eukaryota; Metazoa; Cnidaria; Hydrozoa; Anthoathecata; Hydractiniidae. The transcript has 8 exons.